AUGAAGACCCGGUUAUUCCUCUGGAGUCAAACAUUUACCUUUUUCGUGAUACUUUAUUGCUUUGCACCGAUCUCGGCUCAGAUUCCAGUACAACAAUUGCAACCAGCACAGUGUAUUCGAGAAAUCCGAGAGGAUGUCUGUCCACAACGAGAGGGAUUUGAUGGAGAUUGUGAAGAGAAAUGUCUCAGAGAUCAUCCAUUAAGAAUUGCUUCUGGAUGUUAUCUAAGGAAUACAGGCACACUAUUGUCCUUUUUUGGGAUCCGUUCUUUCAUCUGUCGAUGCGAACUCCCAGCCUCAUUCUGUGAUCCGUCACUUGCUGGCGUUGAUCCGAUGAGAAGAGCUUUCUCACUCCGCGCAAUUCAAGAGCAUUCAUUGAUCAGAGGAUUACCAGAGAGAACAAUCUGUCAUCCUGAUACUUCGUUGAUCUGUGCGAACAGCUUUUCACCAAAUGAUUGUGGAUGGGGAAGACCAACAGGUCAAUGGUACCUCGCUACACCGAAAUCUGCUCAGCUUCCGUUUGCACCCGGAGAAGCACCAAAUGGUCCAUAUCUGAUUGGAAGCCAAGGCACUGGCGGUGAUGGUCGACUUGUGUUGGAGACAUGUGGAGGACUUUGCUCAAAAGGAGAAGUCAAAAUGGGACUUCGUGUCUGGAGACCUCCAUGGGUUACAGCUGAAUUAUGCUUCCGGGACAACGAUUCCCUCCUAUGUGCUCCAAUUCUGAUCAUUAAUGGAAAGCCGGUGAACGAGGUUUUACCCCAAACGGAUCGGUUUAUGGUAAUGAUCCGUUUCUCGAACAUGAGCAAUAGUGAUGUGAUCUUUGUUGAUGAUGUACGAUUGGAGUUUUCCGCUUGUGAUUUGCCUAGAUUGAGCCGAACAGAGAUCCAGAUUCCUCGAGCUUUUCCACCACAAAGAGAGCCGAGAGAAGAUGGGGAUGAACAUGGAGGCCAAAUGAUAUCUGGGACAUCGUCACGAGAUCAAGAUCCCCGUAAAAGAGCAUUCGGAGAGUCGAGAAUUUGUGUCGGAGGUGAAUGUCCAUCAGUACCCGAAGAUCGAGAAUCUCUAUUGGAUAGAACUUGUAUCGGUCGGUCGGCCCCAUAUAAAUGCCAAGCCAAAUGUCGAACACCGGAAGAUGAUGGCUCCCAAGCUCGAUGCAUCAAACAAAAAGAAUAUCCAUUUUCUAGACGAUGCGUUUGUGAGCCAAGAAGAUCUCCACAGGCCCAUUUACCGGCUGAAGAAGAAGAAGAAGAAGAAGAUAAUUCGGAAAAAAUGGAGCAUUUGAUUCAUCGACAAGUGAUUGAUGAAAGUGGUGAAAUACCACAAGAAACUGAGGAUCAAUUCGAGUUAAACAAAAUCGUGGACAAUGAAGAAGGUGAAAAGCAAAAUUCGGAGACCUGGCCAGUUCCACAUUUGAUUACACCAGAAGAUGUUUGUGUUGAAGAGGGAGAUAUUGGAUGUCAACAUUAUUGUAAUUUGCAUUCGGUUAAUGGAACAGGGAUCUGUUCGGCAGCUCCUCAACCUUUCUGUCGAUGCGUGACAUGUACGAAUUCUGUGUGUGACUUUGAGAAAGGACGGGUUUGUGGAUGGACGGAUCUGCACUUAGUGAGCACUCAAUUCAACAACAUCAGCAUUGCCAGUAAAAAGGAUAAUGAUAAUCGAUAUGCUUUAACGAGAAUGCAACCAAAAUCCUAUUCGGGAUUGAUACGAAAAGGAUUAACAGAUGGACCGAUCAUGUUGACUGUUGAUGUCUUUCCAUCAGAAGAGUUGCAAGUGAGAAUUUGCGUGGACUCUCUUUCACGGUGUCAGAAUCAAAUGGUGAGUGGACGAGCGUGGAAUCGAGUGACGGCAAGGAUAAAAGUCACAAGAACCGAUAAGAUAUUCUUGCUCUUCAACAACAGUGAUGUCAAUUUAAAAACUGUGGCCAUUGACAAUAUUUCCAUUCAAAUUUCGCCGUGUGUCGUCAACAUCUCAAAUUUGAAUCUUGAGCCAAAACAUUACAAUGGUUCAUGGUUUGUGGUUGCAAGAAAAGCACCAAUCGGUCGUGAUUAUCUCCCCGCAAACAGCACUUCAUCACUUCUUCGACUUCUCGUCAACGAUGAGGGAAAUCUUAACAUGACUGAAUAUCAUUCUAUCAAUGGUACAUGUAUGCCUCCACUUCAUGGUUUCUGGCGUCGACAAGCGAAUGGUUAUCUGAUGGAGAUGAGAACGGAGACUGGACAAUUGUUACAAUUGGAGGUUCGAGCGAUUUUCCAUGAACUCUCGGGCGAAAACAAUGAAGAGAUGAAUAUGGUUCUUUAUGGUUGCCGAGUGAGAGAUUCGAGUGGAGAUUGUCAACCCGGCGAACAACUAAUCAGCAUUCUCAGCAAUUCUAGACAUCCACAAACUCUUCAACUUUUUAAAUCAGCAAAACACAUUGAAGACUUUGCUUGUACGGACAUCUUACAACUUCAUAAAAUGGAUACAUACACCGACUGUGGCAAGAAAAUGCAAAUCUUUAACAAUAUUUCUUGCAGACAUGCAAAAAUCUGGGAAAACGACGAGUAUGUCGAUGUGGAGUGUCGAGUGGAAAAUCUUGAACAAUCUGGAGUGUCGAUCACCAAGUUUUUUGAUGAACCCAGAAUGUUGACUGUCAUUGCAUACAUUGAUCCAAUCUUGGAAAACGAACAAAUCGCGCAUGUCUCCUGCCUCUACGACUCAAAAACGCAUGCAAAAUGUCAUUGGUUAAGACAACGUUCCUGCUUCCCAGCUGAUCUAAUUCAAGAAUUCGAGGGUGACAAAAAGCUGAAGAUUGCCUCUCGUUUCACGAAAGUCAACGGAAGUGAAGUCGAAAUUGAUUUAUCUGGAAUGGUUGUGUGGCAGAAUGGAGAUGAGUAUAUUACAAUGCAAUGUUUACUUGUGUCAUCGGUUGAUGGAAGCUGCGAUCAACAUAGAGUUUAUGUUUGGUCUGAUGAGGACUUGAUGGAUCAACCUACGAUCCGAGAAAUCUAUCGAGCUCUUCAAAAUGUUUGUGUUGAUCCCACUGAGCUCAUCUUUCUCAACACAUUUCAUGAAUGCACAGAUCAGCCAAAGAACAUUAUUGAAACGCCCGAAAUCGAGUGCGGUCCAUUGCCGAAUUGGAGUCCCUUGAACACUUCACUUUUGCAUGGAGUUUGGUACGUGGCAGCUGAUCUAAACGCUGAUCCGAAGAUCUUUCUUCAAUCGGCUGUUUUUGAGUUCAUUCCAAAGGAAGAAAAUUCAAAUGAAAUAAGCCUACGAUAUUAUGUGCAAAAGGAGUCCGAUCGAGAGUGCGUUGGACCGGGAGAGGGUCACAUCCGUCUCCUCCCCAACGGAACUCUCUCCAUCUCCAUCAGUUACAUCUAUCGACAAGUACCUAAAUACAGAAACAAACUGAACUUUACCCAACAAAUCUUGUACCUCGACAAUCAGCGGGCCGUUUUAUAUUGGUGCUUCAAGCGGGCGUCAAAUGGCACUUGCUUACAGUACGAUAUUGAUGUUUUGAUUCGUUCUCGUUUCUUUUCUUACAAUGAUUUCACUCUAAUCCAACCGUAUCUCCAAAAGGCUUGCGUUCCCUACAAUCGACUUCGGUGGUUCGAUUUGCAUUCUUCUUGCGGCUAUGAGAUGUCGGCUUCAACAAAGUUGCGCAGAGAUAUGGUGACUCUAUCACAUUCUGAAGUUCUGGACAUCUUGACAAACGUUCAAGAACCGCAAUGUGAAGUGCGAAAGAUCAAAGGGCAAAGAGCACCUCUACAAACGCUUGAGAAAGGCGGCACUUGGUUUUUGAUGGCUCAAUUUGAUCAAAUGUCUCGUGAUACAUAUGCUGCUGUGUUUCGAUUACAUACUAUUGAAGAGAAAACUGCUGUUGUUCGAAUGCAUCAGAGCGCAGCGAUUCCCGGCGAAGAUCGACAGUGUUUUGAGAGAAUCAUUGCUGUCAAAGAGCACAAUGUUGAUAACGAUUACAGUUAUGAGUUAAGAUUUGAUGCGGCCAAGAAAAACUCUACUUCUUUCAUUUUCCGUUUCCUUUUCUUUAACCGAAAUGUAGCCGUUCUCUACUCGUGUCUCAAUUACAAAGAAGAUGGACAUUGCAAAGAAAAUGCAGUUUAUGUGAUCUCUCGCCACGAAUCAAUCGAUCACGCCGAGUUGACAGUUUUGGAGAAAGUUGCGAAGACUGUUUGCAUUGAUCCGGCAAAGCUUUUCCAUACGGCAACUCAUGAUGUGUGUGUCUAUGAGCAUUACCGCGUCCUUCUUCCACCUCAAUGUGCCAGCGUUGUCGAGACACCAAAAACGGAAUUCGUUCGACUCACCGAUUUCAGCUACAAGAGUGAUUACGCAAAGCUUCACCUCUACGCGGUGGCCUCAAGUCUCCAGAACGAAUAUCCAUUCAGUUUGAUCUACAAGAAGGAAAAUAUUUUCACGAAGAUCACCGAAAUUGAUGGCUCUUGUGUCAUCUCUGAUGUGGAGGUCUUCGUUUUACCCACCAAUCGUCAUUUGUUCAGAAUUGGAAAUGAUACGGUGCUCGUGGAUCCGGUAGCUCGUCAAGAUGAAGUGAUACUGAAGAAAGCUCAACUCAGCAGCACAAAUCUUCCCUGUCUACAUACAAUCGAUUAUCAAAAGACAACCUGCAGUGCUGUCACUCCACCAAAAUGUCAAUCCUCACCUCCUUUGUCAGCCGCUGAAGGACUUUUGGGUGAAUGGCUUCUUUUUGCCUCGGAUCCGUACAUUGUUGCGAACAGUCGAUGCAAGGUGACAAAUGAUCCGAACAAUGAUGAUGUACACAUAUUCACCUGCUCAACGGAAAGUUGGAAAUUCGAAUGUGAACGAGUGGUUGUUUCUCGAUUCACUGUCGAUGCUUGGGGUGGAUACAAAUUCGAGAGUGAUGUACCAGCAAUUCACGAGAACUUCGAGAUCUUUCCAAAAGGCAAUGUCUCCUUGACGCCGAAUCGUCUCCUUUUCUUCCGCGACGAGCCCCUCCUUGGCCGUUCUUGGUCAGUGUGGGUCCGUCCCGAAUUCUCCCUUCCUUCAUCCUCGAUUUCUCCAUCAGAACCAUCAUUCAAUAUCCCGCAUGAAUUAAAUGAAUUCUGUGUCUGGCCCACUUAUCCACAGAUUAGCACAAUGGACUUUUUAUGU
This is a messenger RNA of Mesorhabditis belari, 5121 nucleotides long. The record is from the annotation of a GenBank genome assembly. NCBI's taxonomy places the organism in Eukaryota, Metazoa, Nematoda, Chromadorea, Rhabditida, Rhabditidae.